AUGGGGAACUGCAACGUGUGCGUCAGAGCUGACGUCAUCGAGAGCCAGGGCACCUACCAGGCGAACAACAAGAAGAAGAAGGCCGGGGAGCGGCGGCCGAACCCGUUCUCCGAGGACGCGAUCCGGUCGCCGGCGCCGAUCCGAGUGCUCAAGGACGUGAUUCCGCUCGGUCACCGGACUCGGAUCGGCGACAAGUACAUACUGGGCCGGGAGCUGGGCCGCGGGGAGUUCGGCAUCACCUAUCUCUGUACGGACCGCGAGACUAAAGAAGCUCUGGCCUGCAAGUCCAUCUCCAAACGGAAGCUCCGGACUGCUGUGGAUAUAGAGGACGUGAGGCGCGAGGUUGCGAUAAUGUCCAAUUUGCCGGAGCAUCCGAACAUAGUGAAGCUGAAGGCGACCUAUGAGGACAACGAGAACGUUCACCUGGUGAUGGAGCUCUGUGAAGGAGGCGAGCUUUUCGAUAGGAUUGUGGCGAGAGGGCACUACAGUGAACGAGCUGCGGCGAACGUAGCCAGGACUGUGGCUGAGGUGGUGAGGAUGUGCCAUGCGAAUGGGGUUAUGCACAGGGAUUUGAAGCCGGAGAACUUUCUGUUUUCGAAUAAGAAAGAGCACUCCCCGCUUAAGGCUAUUGAUUUUGGGCUCUCUGUGUUUUUUAAGCCUGGGGAGAAGUUUACGGAGAUUGUGGGGAGUCCGUACUACAUGGCACCCGAGGUUUUGAAGAGGAAUUAUGGACCCGAGGUUGAUAUAUGGAGCGCCGGAGUGAUUCUUUACAUUUUGUUAUGUGGGGUUCCUCCAUUUUGGGCGGAGAGUGAACAGGGUGUGGCUCUUGCAAUCUUGAGGGGGGUGAUUGAUUUCAAGAGGGAACCCUGGCCUCAGAUUUCAGAGAGUGCUAAAAGCCUCGUAAGGCAGAUGCUCGACCCGGAUCCUAAAAAACGCUUGACUGCUCAACAGGUGCUUGAACAUCCAUGGUUACAAAAUGCAAAGAAAGCUCCAAAUGUUCCAUUAGGAGAUAUUGUGAGGCCAAGGCUCAAGCAGUUCUCAAUAAUGAACAGAUUUAAAAAGAAGGCCUUACGGGUAAUUGCGGAGCACUUAUCUGUUAAAGAAGUAGAAGUAAUCAGGGACAUGUUCACAUUGAUGGACACUGAUAAAGAUGGCAGAGUAACUUAUGAGGAAUUGAAGACUGGUCUUCAAAAGGUUGGUUCGCAGUUGGCUGAACCAGAGGUUAAGAUGCUGAUGGAAGUGGCUGAUGUUGAUGGGAAUGGAUUUCUGGAUUAUGGAGAAUUCGCAGCAGUUACAAUUCACUUGCAAAAAUUGGAGAAUGAUGAACAUCUCCGGAGAGCAUUUAUAUUCUUUGACAAGGAUGGAAGUGGGUAUAUUGAAUUAGUUGAGCUAAGGCAAGCAUUGGCAGAUGAAACAGGUGAAACGGAUAUGGAUGUGCUGACUGACAUCAUGCGUGAGGUGGAUACUGACAAGGAUGGGCGUAUCAGUUAUGAUGAGUUUGUUGCCAUGAUGAAAACUGGAACUGAUUGGAGAAAGGCGUCUCGACAGUAUUCUAGGGAAAGAUUCAAGAGUUUAAGCCUCAAUCUGAUGAAAGAUGGUUCAUUACAGCUUCACGAUGGGCUAACGGGUCAAGCCGUUGCCGUAUAACUCGAUUAUUCUUGUUUAGUUUAUGCAUUGUGGGAAUUCAUUCUCUUUUACUCUUCGAUACAUCUGAAAAGCAGGCUCAUUUGGUUUUGCAAAUCUGAGGACUUAAUUGACCUGAUUUAGUAGGCUGUUGGCUUGGCGCUUCAUGAAGCUUUGCAUUCCAGGGCUGCAUGUUGAGUAACAAAGAUGAGCUGUUCGGGGAGUCAAGGCCGUGUAUACAUAGUUUGUAGUUUUCUGAUCAUCUGUGUCACAUAAUACUUGUAUAUUUGUGUUGUCAUAUCGAUAUCAUUUUGUGGUUUGUUGAUUUGCUUACACAGAAUCGACGAGAAGCAGUUUGUGAACUCUGAGAGGUGUUCUCAUUUUGUAUUUAUCAUCCAUUCCGAUUUCAUAUAUCAAUUUGUUCUUCAGGAUGCUCUGCUAA
Molecule: messenger RNA, 2065 nt
Organism: Rosa chinensis
Lineage: Eukaryota; Viridiplantae; Streptophyta; Magnoliopsida; Rosales; Rosaceae
Product: calcium-dependent protein kinase 10
Exons: 8
Coding region: 1-1647 (548 amino acids)
Biological process (GO): intracellular signal transduction; protein autophosphorylation; peptidyl-serine phosphorylation
Cellular component (GO): cytoplasm; nucleus
Molecular function (GO): calcium-dependent protein serine/threonine kinase activity; ATP binding; calcium ion binding
Source: RefSeq, a predicted model, not a curated record